CUUUACUGACAAGUUGUGAUAUGUCCAGGGCUGUGCAGGUAGACUAAUCCAGGGGGUGAAACUUUGUGUCCUGAUCAGCAGCUUUUUCCUUCCUUUUCUCAGUUACGUGUUAUGUAGAUCAGGCGUGUAUUGGCAUUGUCUCCCUUCCUCACUUGGAUGGUGCUGCGAGAGAGGAGUUACAAGGGAGAUCUGCAGUUUAAUGUAGUAGUUCGUUUUCCAGAAAGAAUAUAGAAUUAUAAUAUCCCUUUAAUGACAUCUAGCAUUCAUAGGUGAUUUGCUAGAGAACUGGGUUUAUCACAGGUUGCUGUGACAAGGGGCGUUUGUAACACGUGAAAGUCUAAAGACCUUUUUCCAGGUGAGCUUGGCAACAUGGUUAUGGGUGUGGGGGUCAUAAAAUUGCAGACUAUUUCAGGUUGGAGAAUCAUAGAAUAUCUCAAGUUGGAAGGGACCUCCCUGUUCCUCGCAGGACUCCUAAAAGUAAACACAGAUGACUUAAGAGCAUUGUCCAGACACUCCUUGAACUCUGGCAGGCUUGGUGCUGUGACCACUUCCCUGGGGAGGCUGUUCUAGUGACCAACCACCCUCUCGGUGAAGAGCCUUUUCCUAAUGCCCAAUCUGAACUUCCCCUGACAUGGCUUCAUUCCAUUUCCUCAUGUCCUCUUACUGGUCACCAGGAAGAGGAGGGUUGCGAGGGCUGUUCCCCUCCUGGCUGGCCCAUGGGCCCUUAUUGCCUGUUCUGGAGCUGGUGGCUGUACUCAGCUGUGCAACUGUCCCAGCCCAGCUGUUGGGAUCUUAACCCCAUCGAUUCUGGAACUCAGUGUAAUCAUUGCUGUUUUCUGCUGGGUGGUUUUGAAUGAAAAGUUCAUUUUAUCUUAGCUGUUGAUGAGCACAUAAAGGGAGACUUAGAUGGCAGCAGCAAUAUUGGGAUAGGCAGCUAGACCACCAUGGUGAAAGCUUUUGCUUUCAGUUCACACUCAAGUAACAUAAAGACUCCUGGUGAAACUUUCUGCAUAGAGGAGCACAAAACAUGAGCACAAAAAUGUGCCAGUCUGGGCUGACACACAGGGUUUGGCCAAAUCUGAAAUGGGGCCAGCCUGAAUGCCUCCUGUGUACAGGUGUCUGUGCUGUGAAUUUACUACUUUGGUGCAGUCAGGGGAAAGAAGUAGUGAGACUUACUGAACAGUGGCAUUGUUCUAGAGUUUUUUUAUCUCCUGGCCAAAUCCAAGUGAUUAGGAUACUAGUUGUCACCCUGUAUUUGUGUGGGAGAACCUGUUGGGGCCAGAUAUCUGCACAGGGGUUCGUGGUUCCUGAGAACCCUUGUUCUGGGUUCUGGCCGUGCACAUGGAUAAACCUCUUUCCUCAUCCUUUCUUGUAGUCUUAAGGAAAUAAGGAAAGUAAGGUACUGGUCAUCUCGCCGCCUGCGAGUCUUAACUUGGGUGGCCAGAGGCACCUGUGAUUAUGGAGGAAAGUCCAAAUCAAAUUUCUGUUCUGAAAAGUUUGCUGAUGGGACUGAAAUAUCUCGGUGGAUAGCUUUGGGGGAAUCUUUUAAUGCAGGAGGAAUAAAUGCAAGCUGUUUGUUGGCUUGGGUAUGUAGUGAUUCUAAUUUCAAAAGCAGGAUGCAAAUUUCUGGAUCUGGACUCUCCUAAGGGUCUGACUCGCUAACCUGUCCUGAAGCUGGGGACUUUGCUAGAGAGAAGAAAAGUCCUGUUCCUUCACAUCUGAACCUGCAGGAAGCAUCCUGUUCUCCUGUAGCAGAGGAAACCUUGAGGCUGUAAAGUAUGCUGGAAGCUGAAGCGCAAAUGAAGAAUGACCUCAAAAGAAAACGAGAUCAAGUUGUUAACUGCAGAAAUUGAGCGUCUGAAGAACUUUGGAUGCUUGGGAGUCUCCCCGAGUUUGGAGGGGUUGCGAGACGAAAACGCAAAGCUUAAGUAUCGGUUAAAUUUCCUUCGAAAGAGCCUUCAAGAGGAAAGAAGUAAAACAGCAAAAAGCAUGAUUAAUAUCAACAGCUGUCUUCAAGAGAUCUUUGGAGCUGCUAUUCAGGCUGCCUACCCAGAUUUAGAAAACCCUCCAUUAGUAGUGACGCCAAGUCAGCAGCCCAAAUUUGGGGAUUACCAGUGUAACAGCGCCAUGGGCAUAACGCAGAUACUGCUCAAAACCAAGGAACAGAAGGUUAGCCCCAGAGAAAUCGCUGAGAAAAUAGCAAAAAAUAUUCCUGCCAAUGAAUGCAUUGAGAAGGUUGAAAUUGCCGGUCCUGGUUUUAUCAAUGUCCAUUUGAGAAAGGAUUUUGUAUCAAAGAAGCUGAGCAGUUUAUUGAUAAAUGGAGUUCAACCACCAGCCAUCGGCAAAAGGAAAAAGGUGGUGGUGGACUUUUCAUCCCCUAACAUUGCAAAGGAGAUGCAUGUUGGCCACCUGCGGUCUACCAUCAUCGGAGAAAGUAUGUGCCGACUGUUCGAAUUUGCAGGUUAUGAUGUUUUGAGGUUAAACCAUUUAGGAGAUUGGGGCACCCAGUUUGGAAUGCUCAUUGCUCACCUCCAAGACAAAUUUCCGGAUUACUUAACUGUUUCUCCUCCCAUUGGAGAUCUCCAAGCUUUUUACAAGGAGUCCAAGAGGAGGUUUGACACAGAGGAGGAAUUUAAGAAACGUGCCUACCAAUGUGUGGUGCUGCUGCAGAGCAAAAACCCAGACUUCAUUAAAGCGUGGGAACUGAUCUGUGACGUGUCGCGGAAAGAGUUCCAGAAAAUCUACAACUGCUUGGACAUCACACUCAUAGAGAGAGGGGAAUCGUUCUACCAUGAGAUGAUGAAAGACAUCGUGAAAGAAUUUGAAGAUAAAGGAUUUGUCCAAGUUGAUGAUGGCCGGAAGAUCGUGUUUGUCCCAGGUUUCCCUGUCCCAUUGACGAUCAUGAAAUCGGAUGGAGGCUUCACGUAUGACACAUCUGACUUAGCUGCUCUUAAACACAGGUUGUGUGAAGAGAAGGCUGAUAUUCUUAUAUAUGUUGUUGAUAGUGGCCAGUCGGUGCAUUUACAAACGGUGUUUGCAGCUGGACAGAUGAUCGGCUGGUAUGAUCCCAAAGUAACCAGAGUGGCCCAUGCCGCAUUCGGAGUGGUGCUGGGAGAAGACAAGAAGAAGUUCAAAACUCGUUCAGGGGAUACAGUGCGUCUUAUAGAUCUGCUGGAAGAAGGGCUGAAACGAGCAAUGGACAAGCUGAAAGACAAGGAACGGGACAAGGUCCUCACGGCAGAAGAGCUGAAAGCUGCCCAGACAUCAGUUGCUUUUGGAUGUAUUAAAUAUGCAGAUCUCUCCCACAACAGACUAAACGAUUACGUAUUCUCCUUUGACAAGAUGCUGGAUGACCGAGGAAACACAGCUGCAUAUUUGCUAUAUGCCUUCACACGCAUCAGGGCUAUUGCUCGCCUGGCCAAUAUUGAUGAGCAGAUGCUGCGGAAGGCAGCCAGAGAGGAGGUGCUCAUCCUUGACCAUGAGAAGGAGUGGAAACUGGGCAAGUGCAUCCUGAGGUUCCCUGAGAUCCUGCAGAAGAUCCUGGAGGACUUGUUAUUGCACACGCUCUGUGACUACCUUUAUGAGCUGGCCACCACCUUCACCGAGUUCUACGACAACUGCUACUGCGUCGAGAAGGACAGGCAGAGUGGCCAGAUCGUGAAGGUGAACAUGUGGAGGCUGCUGCUGUGCGAAGCCACUGCCACCAUCAUGGCCAAAGGAUUCGACAUCCUCGGGAUUAAGCCUGUGCAGAGGAUGUAGCUGUUCCCUGUGGGGGUGACAAUAAAGGGACUAAACAACCA
Messenger RNA from Egretta garzetta (little egret), 3800 nucleotides. RefSeq names its product arginyl-tRNA synthetase 1 (gene RARS1). The transcript is spliced from 16 exons. Lineage: Eukaryota; Metazoa; Chordata; Aves; Pelecaniformes; Ardeidae. The record is from RefSeq and is a predicted model, not a curated record. Gene Ontology annotation, molecular function: arginine-tRNA ligase activity; ATP binding. Gene Ontology annotation, cellular component: cytoplasm. Bases 1807 to 3759 code for a protein of 650 amino acids. Gene Ontology annotation, biological process: arginyl-tRNA aminoacylation.